AUGGCGGGAAAGAAGCUGCUCCUUCUUGCCUGCGGCGCGCUGCUGCUGAGACACGCCUUGGAGGCGGUCUCGUUCGUCGGCCCGGUGCGGCAGCCAGCGAGGAUCAGCCUCCUCGCCCGCCCUGCUGAUGGCAGUGACGAUAAGGCGGCGCAGCCGCCCCAAUACAGCAGCAGGCGCUCCUUGGCUGGGGCCCUGCCCGUGGCGCUGGUGACGACCCUGCUGGUGUGGCAGAAGGGCGUGGCGCCGGCAUGGGCGCUGAUCAUGAACAAGCCCCCGAAGCCCGUCAUCGCCCAGGACAAGAACUGGCAGCAGGUGGACGUGGCGAGCUGGGUGAAGUCCGCCAAGGGCCAGCCGGAUUUGGUCCUCGGCCUUAGAGGCGAAGCCUACUUCCUCCUCCCCGGGAAGGAUGGGGGCGCCAUCCGGAACUUCGCGUUGAAAGCAGAGUGCACACAUCUGGGCUGUCUGGCCAGUUGGAACAGAGUCGGCAACAAGUUCGUGUGCCCCUGCCAUGGUUCCCAGUACGAUGAGAAUGGCUCCGUGCUGAAAGGGCCCGCUCCCAACAGCUUGGCCUUGGCGCACGUGGAGCUGACGGAAACACAGCAGGUCCGACUUGCACCCUGGACGGAGGAGGACUUCCGUGACGGCUCGAGCCCCUGGUGGUUUGCGUGA
Molecule: messenger RNA, 669 nt
Organism: Symbiodinium sp. CCMP2456
Lineage: Eukaryota; Dinophyceae; Suessiales; Symbiodiniaceae
Source: the annotation of a GenBank genome assembly